This is a messenger RNA of Sus scrofa (pig), 11673 nucleotides long. RefSeq names its product spectrin beta, non-erythrocytic 2 (gene SPTBN2). Gene Ontology annotation, cellular component: spectrin. Lineage: Eukaryota; Metazoa; Chordata; Mammalia; Artiodactyla; Suidae. The record is from RefSeq and is a predicted model, not a curated record. Gene Ontology annotation, molecular function: structural constituent of cytoskeleton; actin binding; phospholipid binding.
UGCGGGCGCGAUCGAGGCUGGAGGCGAGCAGGAAUGAGGCCAGGCCACGACUCGUCCUUCCCGAAAGAACUUUCCCACGGUCCCUCCGAGAGCUCAUGCUCCAAGAGGAAACACAACCAACAGAGUAGAAUGAUGCCACAAGGCCCCUGUCCCAGACUCGGAGCCCAGGGAAGGCUUCCUGGAGGAAGCAACAGCAACGACUUUGGACUUUGUUCCAAAGGCAUUGGGGCACCACUGAAAGGUUUUCAGCAAAGACGUGCUCUGCCAGGUUGUUGUGUUAAAAAGACCACUCUAGCUGUCUUUUGGGUAGUAGAUAAAAUGGCCCAGGAAGAACGCACAGAAUGAGAACAGGGCCUCAAACACAACAUCAUCGCCAACAAUAACAACCGAGUUAUUUCACAGCUAGAAAAGGAACUCACGAAAGAAACAAAGGAGGGACCACGGGGAUUAAAGAAAAACCGGAGAGAAUGUGGCAACCCUAAAUCAAGGGAAGAACGUUGCAAGAAGCAGAGUCAAGUGCUGCCCAGAGAAAGGGUAAGAUGGCAAUUGGACAUUGACGCUGUGUUUGGCAAUAGGAUUAUUGACGACCUUGUUGAAAGCAGCUUUAGAGGAAUAGAAGUUCCACUCGAUCAAAUCAAUCACAUCAGUGCUCAUCUGGCCCCUUUACUUACCACCUGCCUCUACACCGAUGUCUUCAAAGGUCUAGCUUCAGCCCAGACCUCUUUGAGCUCCACACCCAGAUACAACUGACCCCUUGAUAUCUCCAAGACCAACACUCUCCCCAUCCGAACCUCGGCAAAUGGUACCUCCCUUCUUCCAGUUGCACGGUCCCUCCAUGACAAACCCCCUUUUCCUCACCACCAGGCCUGUAUCUAACCCACUGCCACAUCCGGUCAUUUCUUUCUACCCACGUGUUCCUCUGUCUCCACUGCCAACAUCCAAGCUCAAGCCACCAUCUUCUCUCUCACCUGGACCACGGUGGCAGCCUUCUAGCUGGUUUCUCACCUCAACUUGGGUACCCCUCUAAUCUGUUCCCCACACAGCAGCUGGAGUCAUUGUCUGGCCACGCCCACGGCACGCAGGCAGGUCCCUGGCCAGAGGUCAGACCCAAGCCACAGCAGUGACACUGUUGGAUCCUUAACCCGCUAGGCCAUCAGGGAACUCCUGGAGUAAUCUUUUAAAAAUAUAAAGUUGAUCACUUCACUUCCUUGAUUCAAAUCCUUCGGUAGCUGCCAGGACUCUAAAGGUAGCAGAGUGCUGCUCUACCGGCAGGAUUCUAGUAGAAAGAAAGAGCGAAAGAACGAAAGAAAGAAGGAAGGAAGGAAAGAAAAUCCAAAUGCGGUGGAGGUGUGGGAUCCCCCAGCCCAGCUGAGGAGGUUGAAGCUCCAGCUCGGAUUCAACCCCUGGCCAGGGAACUUCCAUAUGCCACAGGUGCGGCCAUAAAAACACACACACAUACAUAAAUGUUGAUGGGAAGGAGCCAGAAGAGAGGGAGCUCAGCAGAAGGAGUGAGAGCCAUGAGGCUGCAGAAGGGAAUGGGACUUAGGGCAGGAGCCAGAAGAACCUGGGCCUGGUGGGUCUCAGACGUGAGCAGGCCCACCUCUUCUACGGCACAGGAAUGAAAGCUGACAUCUGUAGGUUUGGUGGCAGGAAGUCCUACUAAGACCUUUCCAUGAAUCUUGGUAACAUAAGCAGCAAGUCUGGAUUCUCCAAGAAGCUCAGCCUAUUUUACAGACAUCAUUCCAUUCACGCAAAAAGGAAGCAGACGUUUUCUUCAUCAUUGACUGUACUGACGCACUACAGAGCCAAAUAACAAGUUUCCAAAGCAACUCGGUAGCAGAGCUGAGAGCAGCGAUCUCCGUGUUCUCUUUAUUGAAUGAGCUUCCUCCUCAAAUUGGGCAACAGUAUGGUAAAAUGAUAAUGUGGUACAGUAAUGGCUGACACUGGUUAAGCGCUUUCUAUGUACAGGUGCUGUUCUAGUACUUUACCUGCAAUAAUGCAUUUGAUCCCCACAUUAUGAUACAGUUGAAGAUGAGGGAAACUGAACUCCAGGGAGGUUAAGUAACUUGCCCGAGGUCAACAACUGGAGGUGGCAAAACUAGGUUUUAUUUAUUUUUAAUUUUUCUUUUAGCCACCCCCAAGGAAGUUCCUGGGGCAGGGAUCAAACCCGAACCCCCACAGUGACCAGAGCUGCUGCAGUCGGCUUCUUAACCCCCUGUGUCACAGCAGGAACUCCCUCAUGAGGCUUUUAAAAGGACUAUGAAAUGACGAAAAGGGGAAAUCACUAUAUACCAGAUAUUAUUAUUAUGCUAAUCAUAAACCCUAGUAUCCUUGUCCUCUAGUUGGGUCAUAGUCUAAUAGGCGAUUGUGGAGACCCUCAGUUCCCAUAAGCAGGGCAGGAGCAGCAGAUGAUCUGAUUCUCAUCCCAUCAGCUUUAGCAUCCCUGACCAAGUCUCCUUGAUGACCAAAAGCACAUCUUGGUGCUCCCUUCCCCUGAAUCCACUCACUACUCCCUUUGGGAACAGGUGCAGCUUAUGCCCUCACUUCUUUGAUUGGGUUGCCUGAGGUGUGACUGUCAAAAAAUAAAUAGCCUGAAUUACAGUUAAUGGCGAAGUGUGGUGUGGAAAGUCAAGUUCCAGCUUGGUGGCAGAAUCACUGUUCCAGCUGAGUGGUGGAAUCUGACUAUCAGAGCUGGGAGAGAACUUCAAAGUCAUCGUUUAGUGCAACUAACACCUAGUCUAUAAAAUGGGUUGCCUCUCUCAACCCAUUUUAUAGACUAGGAAAACUGAGGCCAGGUAGGUGAGAUGACACCAAGGAGUAGGGCUUCUUUUAACCUUGAAAAUGUUUUGAGUGGGUUUAACCCAAACAAUUUCACCUUACCAAAAUCAUAUUUGGAGGUACUUUGAUUACUUAUAUAUUUGUUUCAGUUUGCAUACUUUUUCAGAAAGGAGCAAACUCCUAAAGUGCCAUUACCCAGAAAUAAAUAAAGCCUUAAACCAAUCAUUCAAGCAGAGUCCAUUCUUCACAUUGCCCUAACUUGGCCAUUUCAGGCAUUUCCCAGGUAGAAACAGGCCCACAUCUUCAGGGGCAGUAAAAUCUAAUGGUUAAAUUCAGACUGCUCUGUACCAAGCUCAAACUAGUAUUACUAGUUCAUCUCUGAGCUUAAUCUCCUAGGAUGAAAGAACUGUACCUACCUCCUAGAGCUGGCGUGUGUGUGUGUGGGGGGGGGAAGUCACACGAAAUAAUGCACUUUUAGUCCCUACCUGGCACUCUAUAACUUAAUUAUUUGGGCAUAAUUCCUUACUCUCUUAAGCAGCGAGCAGUUCACCUUGGUUAAUGACCUUAGCCCUUAGACCAUUCAGAUGCUACUUACACCAAGGAGAAACCCAGCUGUGCCAGGCCUAGAAAUGUCCGUCCCCACCCCCAUUCCCUUUUAAGACAGUGAGUAGGCCGGAAUUCUGGUUGAUAAAUGAGAGGAGCUGAGAAGGAGCCCAGAAGAGCUGCAGUGAUGACUGUUCCGAGAAUGUGAUCUGCGAGGAGGAGACGAAUCUCCACCACAUGUACCAUGGAGAUGCUUUGGAAAAGAGAGCCGGCCUACCUGCCCAAAGGAGGACCAGAGAGAGAAGGGAUGGAUGAAAGAAAUGCCUAAAGGGAGAUGGACUGACUGGAGGUGCCCAAGGAGGAAAAUCUGAAACGGAAAACAGAGGCUGAAUAUUGGGAAACAUUCUGGGCGGGAAUGAAAAGCCCAAAUCUAGGAACCUUGGACCUGAAGUCCCUUGCACCUCAUCACUGCUGCUUCCAGGGAAAUCCUUGUGUGUGUGAGGGAGAAAGGGGAGCGGCAGACAGUCCAGGCCCUCAGGAGCAAGAGGCCACCCACCACCAUGAGCAGCACCCUGUCGCCCACAGACUUUGACAGCUUGGAGAUCCAGGGCCAGUACAGCGACAUCAACAACCGCUGGGACCUGCCCGACUCAGACUGGGACAAUGACAGCAGCUCCGCCCGACUCUUUGAGAGGUCUCGAAUUAAGGCCCUGGCAGAUGAGCGAGAGGCUGUGCAGAAGAAAACCUUCACCAAGUGGGUGAACUCGCACCUGGCCCGGGUGACAUGCCGGGUGGGAGACCUGUACAGCGACCUCCGGGAUGGACGUAACCUCCUGAGGCUCCUCGAGGUGCUCUCGGGAGAGACGCUGCCAAAGCCCACCAAGGGCCGAAUGCGGAUCCACUGCCUGGAGAACGUGGACAAGGCGCUGCAGUUUCUGAAGGAGCAAAAAGUGCACUUGGAGAAUAUGGGCUCCCAUGACAUCGUGGACGGGAACCACCGCCUGACCCUCGGGCUGGUGUGGACCAUCAUCCUGCGAUUCCAGAUCCAAGACAUAAGCGUGGAGACAGAAGACAACAAGGAGAAGAAGUCAGCUAAGGAUGCCCUGCUGCUGUGGUGCCAGAUGAAGACGGCGGGGUACCCCAAUGUCAACGUGCACAACUUCACCACCAGCUGGAGAGAUGGGCUGGCCUUUAACGCCAUUGUGCACAAACACCGGCCAGACCUGCUGGAUUUUGAGUCCCUGAAGAAAUGCAAUGCACAUUACAACCUGCAGAACGCUUUCAAUCUGGCCGAGAAGGAGCUGGGACUUACAAAGCUGCUGGAUCCUGAGGACGUGAACGUGGACCAACCAGAUGAGAAAUCAAUUAUUACCUAUGUGGCUACUUACUACCAUUACUUUUCCAAGAUGAAGGCCCUGGCCGUGGAAGGCAAAAGAAUCGGCAAGGUGCUGGACCACGCCAUGGAGGCCGAGCGCCUGGUGGAGAAGUAUGAGUCCCUGGCCUCGGAGCUGCUGCAGUGGAUUGAGCAGACGAUUGUGACUCUCAACGACCGGCAGCUGGCCAACUCCCUGAGCGGGGUCCAGAACCAGCUCCAGUCCUUCAAUUCCUACCGCACCGUGGAGAAGCCACCCAAGUUCACCGAGAAAGGGAACUUGGAAGUGCUGCUCUUCACCAUCCAGAGCAAGCUGCGAGCCAACAACCAGAAGGUCUACACGCCCCGGGAGGGCCGGCUCAUCUCUGACAUCAACAAGGCCUGGGAGCGGCUGGAGAAAGCCGAGCAUGAGCGCGAGCUGGCCCUGCGCACAGAGCUGAUCCGCCAGGAGAAGCUGGAGCAGCUGGCCGCCCGCUUCGACCGCAAGGCCGCCAUGCGGGAGACCUGGCUCAGCGAGAACCAGCGCCUCGUGUCCCAGGACAACUUUGGGCUGGAGCUGGCAGCCGUGGAGGCAGCGGUGCGGAAGCACGAAGCCAUUGAGACGGACAUCGUGGCCUACAGCGGCCGGGUGCAGGCGGUGGACGCCGUGGCGGCGGAGCUGGCCGCCGAGCACUACCACGACAUCAAGCGCAUCGCCGCGCGGCAGCACAACGUGGCGCGGCUCUGGGACUUCUUGCGGCAGAUGGUGGCUGCCCGCCGGGAGCGGCUCCUCCUCAAUCUGGAGCUGCAGAAGGUGUUUCAGGACCUGCUCUACCUCAUGGACUGGAUGGAAGAGAUGAAGGGCCGGCUGCAGUCCCAGGACCUGGGCAAGCAUCUGGCUGGAGUGGAGGACCUGCUGCAGCUGCACGAGCUGGUGGAGGCAGACAUCGCCGUGCAGGCCGAGAGGGUGCGGGCUGUCAGUGCCUCUGCGCUGCGCUUCUGCCGCUCAGAAAAAGAGUACAAACCGUGCGACCCCCAGCUGGUGUCGGAGCGGGUGGCCGCCCUGGAGCAGAGCUACGAGUCGCUGUGUGAGUUGGCAGCGACUCGGCGGGCCCGGCUGGAGGAGUCCCGGCGGCUCUGGCGCUUCCUCUGGGAAGUGGGCGAGACGGAGGCCUGGGUGCGGGAGCAGCAGCACCUGCUGGCCUCCGCAGACACCGGCAGGGACCUGACCGGCGUCCUCCGCCUGCUCAACAAGCACACAGCCCUGCGGGGCGAGAUGAGCGGCCGGCUGGGGCCCCUGAAGCUCACGCUGGAGCAGGGCCAGCAGUUAGUGGCCGAGGGCCACCCUGGGGCCAGCCAGGCUGCCGCCCGCGCCGCCGAGCUCCAGGCCCAGUGGGAGCGGCUGGAGGCCCUGGCGGAGGAGCGCGCCCAGCGGCUUGCCCAGGCCGCCAGCCUCUACCAGUUCCAGGCCGAUGCCAACGACAUGGAGGCCUGGCUGGUGGACGCGCUGCGCUUGGUGUCGAGCCCUGAGCUGGGGCACGAUGAGUUCUCCACGCAGGCCCUGGCCCGGCAGCACCGGGCCCUGGAGGAAGAGAUCCGAGGCCACCGGCCAACCCUGGAUGCCCUGAGGGAGCAGGCUGCCGCCCUGCCUCCGGAGCUGAGCCGCGCCCCCGAGGUGCAGGGCAGGGUGCCCACCCUGGAGCAGCACUACGAGGAGCUGCGGGCCCGGGCUGGCGAGCGCGCACGUGCCCUGGAGGCGGCCCUGGCGCUCUACACCAUGCUCAGCGAGGCUGGGGCCUGCGGGCUCUGGGUGGAGGAGAAGGAGCAGUGGCUCAAUGGGCUGACCCUGCCUGAGCGCCUGGAGGACCUGGAGGUCGUGCAGCAGAGGUUCGAGACCCUGGAGCCCGAAAUGAACGCCCUUGCAGCGCGAAUUACUGCCGUGAAUGACAUUGCAGAGCAGUUGCUGAAGGCCAACCCCCCGGGGAAGGGCAGCAUUAUCAACACCCAGAAGCAGCUCAACCACAGGUGGCAGCAGUUUCGGUCCCUGGCAGAUGGCAAGAAGGCAGCUCUGACUUCAGCCCUGAGCAUCCAGAACUACCACCUGGAGUGCACGGAGACCCAGGCCUGGAUGAGAGAAAAGACCAAGGUCAUUGAGUCCACCCAGGGCCUGGGCAACGACCUGGCCGGGGUGCUGGCGCUGCAGCGUAAGCUGGCGGGCACCGAGCGGGACCUGGAGGCCAUCGCCGCCCGGGUGGGCGAACUGACCCGGGAGGCAAACGCCCUGGCUGCUGGCCACCCCGCCCAAGCCCCUGCCAUCAACGCCCGGCUUGGAGAGGUGCAGGCUGGCUGGGAGGACCUCAGGGCCACCAUGCGGAGGCGAGAGGAGUCGCUGGGGGAGGCGCGGCGGCUGCAGGACUUCCUGCGCAGCUUGGAUGACUUCCAGGCCUGGCUGGGCCGCACGCAGACCUCCGUGGCCUCUGAGGAAGGGCCGGCCACCCUGCCUGAGGCAGAGGCCCUCCUGGCCCAACAUGCAGCCCUGCGGGGAGAGGUGGAGCGGGCGCAGAGCGAGUACAGCCGGCUGCGGGCUGUGGGCGAGGAGGUGACCCGGGACCAGGCUGAUCCCCAGUGCCUCUUCCUGCGGCAGCGACUCGAAGCGCUGGGCACCGGCUGGGAGGAGCUGGGCCGCAUAUGGGAGAGCCGGCAAGGCCGUCUUGCCCAGGCCCAUGGCUUCCAGGGGUUCCUACGGGAUGCACGCCAGGCCGAGGGUGUGCUCAGCAGCCAGGAAUACGUUUUGUCUCACACGGAGAUGCCGGGGACACUCCAGGCUGCUGAUGCCGCCAUCAAGAAACUGGAAGACUUUAUGAGCACCAUGGAUGCCAACGGCGAGCGGAUCCGCGGGCUCCUGGAAGCUGGGCGCCAGCUGGUGUCUGCGGGCAACAUCCAUGCCGAGAAGAUCCAAGAGAAGGCCGACUCCAUAGAGAGGAGACACAGGAAGAAUCAAGAAGCAGCGCAGCAGCUUUUGGGCCGUCUUCGGGACAAUCGAGAGCAGCAGCAUUUCUUGCAAGACUGUCACGAGCUGAAACUCUGGAUUGACGAGAAGAUGCUGACAGCCCAGGAUGUGUCCUAUGACGAGGCCCGCAACCUGCACACCAAGUGGCAGAAGCACCAGGCGUUCAUGGCUGAGCUGGCCGCCAACAAGGACUGGUUGGACAAGGUGGACAAGGAAGGGCGGGAGCUGACUCUCGAGAAGCCAGAGCUGAAAGCGCUGGUGUGGGAGAAGCUGGAGGAGCUGCACAGGCGCUGGGACGAGCUGGAGACCACCACCCAGGCCAAAGCCCGCAGCCUUUUUGAUGCCAACCGAGCAGAGCUGUUUGCCCAGAGCUGCUCGGCCCUGGAGAGUUGGCUGGAGAGCCUCCAGGCCCAGCUGCACUCCGACGACUACGGCAAGGACCUCACCAGCGUCAACAUCCUGCUCAAGAAGCAGCAGAUGCUGGAAAGGGAGAUGGCUGUGCGGGAGAAGGAGGUGGAGGCGAUCCAGGCUCAGGCUCAGGCGCUGGCACAGGAGGACCAGGGUGCAGGGGAGGUGGAGCGGACCUCGAGGGCCGUGGAGGAGAAGUUCAGGGCCCUGUGCCGGCCCAUGAAGGAGCGCUGCCAGCGCCUGCAAGCCUCUCGCGAGCAGCACCAGUUCCACCGGGACGUGGCAGAUGAGAUAUUGUGGGUGACAGAGCGGCUACCCAUGGCUAGCUCCAUGGAACACGGCAAGGACCUGCCCAGUGUCCAGCUCCUCAUGAAGAAAAACCAGACCCUGCAAAAGGAGAUACAGGGUCACGAGCCUCGGAUCGCGGACCUGACAGAGCGGCAGCGCGCUCUGGGUGCGGCCGCAGCAGGCCCGGAGCUGGCUGAGCUGCAGGAAAUGUGGAAGCGCCUGGGCCACGAGCUGGAGCUCCGAGGGAAACGACUGGAGGAGGCCCUGCGGGCGCAGCAAUUCUACCGCGAUGCCGCAGAGGCGGAGGCCUGGAUGGGAGAGCAGGAGUUACACAUGAUGGGCCAGGAGAAAGCCAAGGACGAGCUGAGUGCCCAGGCAGAGGUGAAGAAGCAUCAGGUAUUGGAACAAGCCCUGGCCGACUACGCCCAGACCAUCCACCAGCUGGCAGCCAGCAGCCAAGACAUGAUUGACCAUGAGCACCCAGAGAGCACGCGGAUAUCCAUCCGCCAAGCCCAGGUGGACAAGCUGUACGCCAGCCUGAAGGAGCUGGCGGGAGAGCGGCGGCAGCGCUUGCAGGAGCACCUGCGCCUGUGCCAGCUCCGCCGUGAGCUGGAUGACCUGGAGCAGUGGAUCCAGGAGCGAGAGGUUGUGGCAGCCUCACACGAGCUGGGCCAGGACUACGAGCACGUGACCAUGCUGCGGGACAAAUUCCGCGAGUUCUCCCGGGACACGAGCACCAUUGGCCAGGAGCGGGUGGAUGGCGCCAACGCCUUGGCCAAUGGGCUCAUCGCUGGGGGCCAUGCUGCCCGGGCCACAGUGGCUGAGUGGAAGGACAGUCUCAACGAGGCCUGGGCUGACCUGCUCGAGCUACUGGACACGCGGGGUCAAGUGCUGGCAGCUGCCCACGAGCUGCAGCGCUUCCUGCAUGGGGCGCGCCAAGCCCUGGCACGGGUGCAGCACAAGCAGCAGCAGCUUCCCGACGGGACCGGCCGAGAUCUCAACGCAGCUGAGGCCCUGCAGCGCCGGCACUGUGCCUUUGAGCACGACAUCCAGGCCCUCAGCGCCCAGGUCCAGCAGGUGCAGGACGACGGCCACCGGCUCCAGAAGGCCUAUGCCGGAGACAAGGCGGAGGAGAUCGGCCGCCACAUGCAGGCUGUGGCCGAGGCCUGGGCGCAGCUUCAGGGAAGCUCUGCUGCCCGCCACCAGCUGCUGCUGGACACCACGGACAAGUUCCGCUUCUUCAAGGCUGUCCGGGAGCUGAUGCUGUGGAUGGAUGGGGUGAACCUGCAGAUGGACGCCCAGGAGCGGCCCCGGGAUGUGUCCUCCGCAGACCUGGUCAUCAAGAACCAUCAAGGCAUCAAGGCAGAGAUAGAGGCCAGGGCUGACCGCUUCUCCUCUUGCGUCGACAUGGGGCAGGGCCUGCUCGCCAGGAGCCACUAUGCGGCUGAGGAGAUCUCAGAGAAGCUGUCUCAGCUUCAGGCACGGCGCCAGGAGACAGCCGACAAGUGGCAGGAGAAGAUGGACUGGCUCCAGCUUGUUUUGGAGGUGCUCGUGUUUGGGAGAGAUGCAGGAAUGGCGGAGGCCUGGCUGUGCAGCCAAGAGCCACUGGUGCGAAGUGCUGAGUUGGGUUGCACAGUUGACGAAGUUGAGAGCCUCAUCAAGCGGCACGAGGCCUUCCAGAAGUCUGCAGUGGCCUGGGAGGAGCGUUUCAGCGCCCUGGAGAAGCUCACCGCGCUGGAGGAGCAGGAGAAGGAGCGGAAAAGAAAGAGGGAGGAAGAGGAACGGAGGAAACAGCCUCCUGCUCCAGCGCCCACAGCCAGUCUGCCUGCAGGGGACCUGGUGGACAGCCACGCAGCCCCUGAGGCUACUUGGGACGGAGCCCACCCCCGCCUACCAGCAUCCUCACAGCCAGCCAGCGUGAACGGAGUCUGCACAGAUGCCGAAUCCCCCCAGCCCCUGAUGGAACAACAGAGACUCGAGCAGGGCAGCUUCCCAGAAGGGCCUGCCUCUGGUGCUGGCGACGAAGCCAACGGGCCACGAGGAGAGAAGCAGACGCGGACAGGGGGCCCAGCCCCUCCUGUAAUGCCCCAGAGCAGGUCGUCCGAGUCAGCCCGAGUUGCCACGUUGCCCACUCGAGGCCCGGAGCUCUCUGCCCAGGAACAGAUGGAGGGGAUGCUGUGCCGCAAGCAGGAGAUGGAGGCCUUCGGCAAGAAGGCCGCCAACAGGUCAUGGCAGAACGUGUACUGUGUCCUGCGGCGCGGGAGCCUUGGCUUUUACAAGGACGCGAAGGCAGCCAGCGCCGGAGUGCCCUACCACGGGGAAGUGCCUGUCAGCCUGGCCAGGGCCCAGGGCAGCGUUGCCUUCGACUAUCGAAAGCGCAAGCAUGUCUUCAAGCUGGGCUUACAGGACGGGAAAGAAUACCUAUUCCAGGCCAAGGACGAGGCAGAGAUGAGCUCGUGGCUGCGGGUGGUGAACGCGGCCAUUGCCACUGCCUCCUCUGCCUCUGGAGAGCCUGAAGAGCCAGCGGUGCCCAGUGCCACCCGGGGCAUGACCCGGGCCAUGACCAUGCCCCCGGUAUCACCGGUCGGGGCUGAGGGACCUGUCGUACUUCGCAGCAAGGACGGCAGGGAACGAGAGCGAGAAAAGCGCUUCAGCUUCUUCAAGAAGAACAAGUAGUAGAGGCGAGACUCCCGGCCAACUCCCUCCCUCUGUCCAGGAAACUGCCAGGGACGUCGACAGGGACCACCCUCUUGUUGGGACAACUGCCUGCUGCUAGGGUCUGUUGCCAAGGUCAACCCAUCACCAGGAACUGUCUCUGGGGACAAGUCCGUGUUCCCAAGGGCAGCCCUUUUCUUCCGCUAUUUAAUUCCAGACUGGUGGUGGGACCCAGGCAACCCCCGAUUCCACUCCCUCCGUUCCCCCCUCUCCCCCAGCCUUACGCCUCCACCCCCACCACAGCGCGCACAGCGCUGCGCCCUCAACGUAGGCCAUGCGGGGAAUGGCUGUCCCCCCCCUCAGGGCCCUCCUCCCGCCACAGCUAGGGCACGCCAUCCAUUCCUUGCCCCUGGGGACCAGCCAGGAACCUCAAAGAGCUGAAGCAGGACCUGGGGGCAAGUUUGCCAGGUGACGAGUCAGAGAUGCUGAAGCUCCCCCACCCCGCCCUUCCUCAUCCUCUGGCUCAAGCGGCCCCUCCAUCUCCAGCGAUUCUCAACAGCUUCCAGGUGUGAGUUGUUCAGGGGCAACCACAGCCUUGAGUCUGGCCAAGGAGGUGAUUAAACAGCUCAGCUUCUCUUAC